AUGAAGUUUUCUUCCGAUCGUGUUUUGGCAUUUUUCAUGGCAAUGAUGGCCACAUCAUCGUCAUUAUGUUUUGGCCAAACCGCUCCGCCGGGCACCGAACAGCUUGGUCCCGAUAAUACUGGCUAUUGCACAAACCAAGAAAAUGGAAGACAUGAUUAUGCCUUUACUCUCCAGGGAGAAACCAUCACCAUUGCGGAGUGCGACCGAUUGUGUCGUAGCAACAAUGAUCUGGACGGUCUGCGAGGAUUCAGCACGUAUGAGGGAGAUCAAAUGUGCUAUUGCUGGUACGACGAUGGUACUGCUCCUGGAAUGGGGCUACCACCGGACGAGUGUCCACCCGGUUCCCCGUUUCAUCAAUGCAGAAGAUGGCCUGAUGGAUUUGGACCAAUUGACGCUCUGAUGGGCACCUUUGGAUUCAAUUGCUUUCGAUACCUCGAGUUUCCUGUUGCUCAAGCCAAUGGGGAUCCUCACUUCCGAACCUGGAAGAACGAACAUUUCGAGUUCCAUGGACAGUGCGACAUUGUCAUGACCAAGGUCAAGAACUUUGCCAGCAAGGACAUGGAUCUCGACAUUCACCUUCGUACUAGCAUGGUCCAAUACUGGAGCUACAUCAAGGCCGCUUCCAUCCGUAUUGGAAAUGACAUCCUCGAAGUUCAAGGCUCGUCGGCUGCCAAGGAAGAUGGCGAGGACAAGCGUCAUCACUGGAUCAAUUUUGAGUACCGUGGGGAUAUCACUGACCUUGGUGGAUUUCCGGUCACUAUUAAUCCUCGCAAUGACAAGUAUAUUAUCGAUCUUGAUAGUGCCUACCCUGGGCAAAAGAUUGAAAUCAAGAACUUUAACGAAUUUGUUGGAGUCAAGAUUAUCGGAGCUACUGAAGAAUCGUUUGGCAAUGCUGUCGGUAUCACUGGCGAUUUCAAGACUGGCAAUACGUAUGCGCGUGAUGGUAUCACAUUGCUGAACGACUUCAAUGAAUUGGGUAUGGAAUGGCAAGUCUUGCCGAGCGAUGGCAAGCUGUUUCACGAAAUGGCUCGUCCUCAAUUUCCAGAACUUUGCUACCUUCCAGAAGAUCCCCGUGGGGAACGUGCUCGUCGCUUGGAUGAGUCUAAUAUUACCGAAGAACAAGCGGAAGCUGCUUGUGCUGGUCUCGACGAUGAAUUUGAUCGCAAGGGAUGUGUAUACGACAUCCUUGCCACUCAAGACUUGAACAUGGUUGGAGCGUACUAA
Cylindrotheca closterium is the source of this 1224-nucleotide messenger RNA. NCBI's taxonomy places the organism in Eukaryota, Bacillariophyta, Bacillariophyceae, Bacillariales, Bacillariaceae. The record is from the annotation of a GenBank genome assembly.